GUUUUUGCAUAAUUAUGGUUUCUUAGCUAGGCAUUGUACAAUUGUGAUUUUGGCCAAGUCUCAUUCCUAACAAAUUUCACGUAUGUAUUAAGUCUUAAAUGAUAUUGCUUGUUUAGAAUGGUCUUCAUAAAUGUGUACCUGAUUGACCCCCCCCCCCCCCACACACACAGUGUACCUGAUUGACCCCCCCCCCCACACACAGUGUACCUGAUUGACCCCCCCCCCACACACACACACACACACACACACACACACACACACACAGUGUACCUGAUUGACCCCCCCCACACACACACACACGCACACACACACAGUGUACCUGAUUGACCCCCCCCUCACACACACAGUGUACCUGAUUGACCCCUCCUCCCCUACACACAGUGCACCUGAUUGAUCCACUCAAUUGACCGUACAUCACUCUGUGUGCUCGGGGCAAGUGCUGGGGGCGUAUUUCUACCUCUUCAGUCAGGGGGUUACAUCCACACUGUACUUUAUGGACAAGGCACAGUGCCUGACUCUAUGGACCCAGUGAACUGUGAGCUGAGGAAGACUCUCUGCAACCCUUUCAUGAGUGGAGACUAUUGUUCCUUCUCGCUAUUCUGGCUCUCUAAAGUACGGCCACCUCGAUCGAUAUAUUGGCCAUUUGAUUUGGCACGGAUUGCUAUAGCUAGAUGUUUAUGGCACAAAACUCGCCCUGAAAUGCGGCCACUCCUGCCCAAAACUAGGUUUUCAUAUGUUUAUUACGGCCGGAUAAGACGGUUUUGCAAACUGGAUUGAUGAACUCUGCACUGUAAUCACUGCUUGUGACACUAUACCCUCCGUGGGUGUGAUACUGGCAUGGGGGUGGACUGCCCUCGACCCAUCUGUAUGUGUGUGUGUGUGUAUGGUGUAGACAUGCAGUCUUUCAUUUAUACACUGUGCUCACACAUCACAAGCUAGUAUAAAGAUGUCUGGACCCAGUGAACUGUGAGCUGAGGAAGACUCUCUGCAACCCUUUCAAGAGUGGAGAUUAUUGGCUAGCAGCUGCCGUAUAGCUGUACCUUACUUCAUCGAUCAGGUGUAUGGUGUUUGGUCAUAAGAGUUCUUCCCAGUAUCUCGUGACUGCCUCAGAGACUCACCUCCAAGUCUGGGACCUCCUCUCUUGCUCAGUGCUGUGGUGUGUGAAGACCAGAGUGUGCUCCAUGGUAUCUGAUCCUCUGAGUCUCACAGCUGUGUUUGUGCCCUCAGGGAAUGACCCACACAUUGUCAUUGUGGGUGCAUGGCUGCUGUGCGGGUGUAUGGUGUUUGGUCAUAAGAGCUCUUCCCAGUAUCUCGUGACAGCUUCAGAGACGCACCUCCAAGUCUGGGACCUCGUCUCUUGCUUAGUGUACCUGAUUGAUCCACUCAACUGGCUGUACAUUAAUCUGUAUGCUCGGGGCAAGUGCUGGGGGGCGUGUUCCUACCCCCUCAGUCAGUUUAUACAACAGAGGUUCUACAGUACACCACAAGUUGAACAGCACGUCCAAACCAUCACUCUCUCUACUCAGUGCCCCUCCCCACGUCCUCUCCCCAAUGUCCUCCCCCCAAUGCCCUCCCUCUGUCUCCCGUUCCUCCAGUCACUGUUACCACAUCGGCAGGGGUCUAAAGGUCACGAGGAGGAAGACAUGGCCGAGAGUGAGUUCGGAGGUCUGCGUUCAGAGGACGAAGGUCAGCCAGGAGUGGGUGUGGCCUCUAGUAAAGCUAGCAAUGUGAUGGAAGUGGACAUUGAGUGUAGAGACUUGGAGGUCAAGAACUAUGACUGGCUAGUAGAGCAUUUCAGAAUGAUGUGAUAUUUGUGUGAACGAAGCAUUCUUAACAAUAAUAGUCUACAUGAUGUGAAUUAUUGUAACGCUAUUCUGAACAUUAAACUUUAGCAGUGUAGCUAUUAUGGUACAUCGUUUAAUGAUCAUCAGGAGUGCCUAUAUAUACAUGAUAAUAAUUAAUGCUAAA
This is a messenger RNA of Halichondria panicea, 1968 nucleotides long. RefSeq lists its product as uncharacterized. The coding region runs from base 1062 to 1808 and encodes 248 amino acids. Lineage: Eukaryota; Metazoa; Porifera; Demospongiae; Suberitida; Halichondriidae. Gene Ontology annotation, biological process: positive regulation of rRNA processing; positive regulation of transcription by RNA polymerase I. Gene Ontology annotation, cellular component: nucleolus. Gene Ontology annotation, molecular function: RNA binding. The record is from RefSeq and is a predicted model, not a curated record. The transcript has 10 exons.